Molecule: messenger RNA, 1323 nt
Organism: Penicillium brevicompactum
Lineage: Eukaryota; Fungi; Ascomycota; Eurotiomycetes; Eurotiales; Aspergillaceae
Product: cytochrome P450
Exons: 5
Coding region: 1-1323 (440 amino acids)
Molecular function (GO): oxidoreductase activity, acting on paired donors, with incorporation or reduction of molecular oxygen; heme binding; iron ion binding
Source: RefSeq, a predicted model, not a curated record
AUGAUCGAGAAUGCAAGAAAAGUUGCUGUCAUUACCCACCGCAUUUUUACCUUGAAAACCUACGCUGGCCCGAUCACUAUCCUUCCUCCAGAGUAUAUCGAUGAAGUUCGCAACGAUAUACGUUUGAGUCUGGCCGCAUGGUUUGCUCAUGAAUUUAGUGUACAUUACGCUGGCUUCGAGGUGUUUCGUCCUGGCACGACGGGGGAUGACAUUCUCCAAGACGCCGUUACAAUGGGACUAUCGAGAGUAUUGGGCAAUUUGACACCCAAAAUGGCUGACGAUGUUGGCAUUCACUUGGAAGAGGCCUGGGGAAGUGAAUCUGGAUGGCAGAACGUUCCACUCAACGCCUCCAUUGAUUGCAUUGUCGAGCGCGUUUUCGCAUCAGUCAUCUUCGGUUUGGACCUUAACUUCCAGGGGAACUGGUUGGGCAGCGUCAAGACAUGCUUGGAGACAGGAGUCACUGCCCUAGGUCGGCUGCAAAUGUGGCCCCCGCCCCUUCGGCCCCUGGUACACUGGCUCUUGCCAUCAUGCUGGAGAUUGCGAGACCAGGUCCAUAAUAUUCGUGGGAUUGUUGAGGCUGCCAUAGCGGCUAGGGUGUCCUCAGGUACUCAGCAGAAGUAUGAUGAUGCGAUUGAGUGGAUGGAACGGAGUGCUAAGGGCAGACCGUAUGAUACUGCCAUGAGCCCGAUGGUCUUGUUUCUUGUCGGAACGAGCACCACUGGUGACAUGUUGACUCAGGUUCUGUCAGACCUGUGUGCUCGACCGGAGCUUGUGGAAGAAUUGCGACAGGAAGUGAUGGAUGUGAGGCAAGGCCAGAAUAAGUGGCGUGGCCAGGAUCUUCACCGGCUCCGGUUGAUGGACAGUGUGCUAAAGGAAUCGCAGCGAUUGAAGCCAUUUAAAUUUAUGAUGCUUCGACGGAUCGCCCGAGAGACCGCACGUCUCUCGGACGGGACUCAGAUUCCCAAGGGCUCGAGCAUGGGAUUCUCGACUGACCUUAUGUGGGAUGUCUCUCACUACCCCGAUCCCAACCGAUUCUACGCCCAUCGAUUUUUGCACCUGCGAGACACACCGGGAUACAUCCAUAAGAGCCAACUGGCUUCGCCGAGUGCCUCGCAUCUGGGGUUCGGCUAUGGCCUCCAAUCUUGUCCCGGGCGCUUCUUUGCCGUCGCAUUAAUGAAGAUUAUUCUCGCCCAUAUUGUGAUCAAAUACGAUAUACGAGCAUCGGGGGAUGGUGUGAAACUCGUUAACUACGGCUUCAGGGUGAAAGCGGACCCGAAAGCUGAGAUUUUUGCCCACAAGCGACAGGGCGUCACUGUGCCAUAG